This is a messenger RNA of Condylura cristata (star-nosed mole), 670 nucleotides long. RefSeq names its product RUSC1 antisense RNA 1 (gene RUSC1-AS1). NCBI's taxonomy places the organism in Eukaryota, Metazoa, Chordata, Mammalia, Eulipotyphla, Talpidae. The record is from RefSeq and is a predicted model, not a curated record.
CUUCCGACGAUAUGCAAAUGGGAUGCAAAUGACCACCGACUGGCCAUUAGUUUCCACUGCAGUGUUUGCAGGUGGAGCCGAACGAAACCCCCCGGGAAUGGGGCGGGGAGGGUCAGAGAAUGCGGCUGCGCUCUGCAUCUGCGGAGGUGCGGGGGCUUGAAAAUGGAUGGGGCCCCAGUGGACCCCCGGAUGUUCUCUACCACAAUUUGGCCCUGUCCCCCAACCUGACCCUCAUUCUCAGAGGAAGAAUGAGGAGACGCCCCGCCCAGAUGCUCUGAAAUGGAGGGAUGGGGGAGGAAGGGCACAUCAGGCCGGUCGAGCCCAGCUCACCAGGGUCCUCCUGCUAGCGUUCCCGGUGUGGACCAGUCCGCGGCUCCCACUCCCGCCCGGCCCAGCCGACUGGAGGGGAGGGGCGCUGGGACAACCCGGGUGCUGCGCAGCCGCGCCCCUUCACGCAGGGGAGUGGCGGGACUCAGACCCACCCCCAGCACUGACGUUCUACUGCGUCAUCCUGCCUCCCAAGACCGGCUCGCAGCUUUUUAAUAUAGCCCAAGCUUCUUGCCCAAAGGGAUCCAACACCCUAGGUUCCACGCAGCUAUUCCCAUCCUGCCUGACAAAAGUGUGCCGCUGGCUAGCACAGCAGAAACAGAAUCACGAGGUUAGACAGUAA